Molecule: messenger RNA, 2530 nt
Organism: Sander lucioperca (pikeperch)
Lineage: Eukaryota; Metazoa; Chordata; Actinopteri; Perciformes; Percidae
Product: prepro-urotensin II-alpha-like
Exons: 4
Coding region: 1592-2194 (200 amino acids)
Biological process (GO): blood vessel diameter maintenance; regulation of blood pressure
Cellular component (GO): extracellular region
Molecular function (GO): hormone activity
Source: RefSeq, a predicted model, not a curated record
UCACAUUCUGCUGUUACAAGAUGUAUAAAGGUAUUUCAGAGGAAGAUAUUUCUGUUUUUACUUCAGUACAUUCUGAAGCUGUAGUUGCUUAUAUUGACAUUUUUUUCUUGCACAACAAAUGAGACACUGAAUACAUUGCAUUGCUGUUUUUAAACCACCCACCAGGUGAGAUCUAAUUAGACCAAGCACCACUUUGGCCAGAACCAUACAACAAUGCUGCUAACAUGUUAAUGCAGCAGUACUCUAAACCCUAGGGACUAUCUGUCACAUUUUGCACUACUUUGGCUACCUCAGUGUAUUUUACUGCAAACACUUGUUUACAUUCAUAUUCAAUAUUUUGAAAGCAGGACUUUAUUUGUAAUGAACUAUUUUUCCAUUGAGAUAUUGCAACUUAUACUAAAAUGUACUUUUUGUAAAUGUAUUAACUUAUUUAUUACUUAAGGGAAAGGAUUUAAAUAUCAAGUGGAAGUAGGAAUUCUCAACAAAUACAUAGUUGUUAGAAUUAAGUUUAGCCUCUAAACUUUGUCUAAGGUGAUUGGGCAACAUGUCGACAAUGAUUCUCUAUAUGCAACACCCUAAUAGGUGUUGCUUUUCAUAGAAUUUUACUGUUAUUUGCUCUCUGCUCUGUUCACACUGAUCCACAUUAUAUCGUAUGAAUCUCAAGACGAUGACGUUACGAAACACCUGUCCUGUACCUUGAAGAAAUUCUAGAUUCUUCAUAAAAUUGCAAGUAGCAGGAAAAACUUCAAGUAUGGGGGCGUCAACAUUUAUUUUAGAGUUCAGAAUAAGCUAGGAUUGACAGCAGGGCCUUGACUAAUGCAGAAUAUAAAUCGUAAUAGCUUUUUAUGAUAUAAAGCAACACCUAAUGGAGUGUCUGGCCUUCUGGCUAUAAAACUAAAUGUCACUGUCGCUUUGUUGAGCCUCAUUAUCAUACAAAAAACUGAACAUUGACGUCACACUUCUAAUAAAUAUACAAAAUGUGACUGUAAAUAGCUAUCUCCACCUGUCCCCCGUCGCCAUUGAUAGGAACGGUUUUCCGACUCUGUCCAUCUAUGCUGGACGUACUAAUAAAGGUGAGUUUUAUUGUAUGACUAUGAAGAAGUGAAAGCACACAUUUAACAUCUUACCAGAACAAGGCCUCUAAAUAAUGUGCAUGAAUCAAUCUGAUUCAGUGACCCAUGGAAAAUUCUCGGCUGUCCUAAAUUGAGUUAAAAUGUCAGAUGGCUUAUGGGCUAAAGGGCCUUGAACAUUUUAGCAUUUCCACUGAACCUCUGUGCAAGUAAUUAUGCAGUUUAUCUGUGGGCUGAGUCAAGGGGAUUCAAAUGGCCCAAGAGUUUAAUGAGAUGGUAACAUAAAAACAUUAGUCAUUUGGCUGCCCACUUUCUCCACCUGCUCCCCUACGGGAUGUUGUUGAGAAUGACAUCUGAAACACCUGCUUCGAUCCCAUUUACAAAGUCAGUAAAACAGUCAAUCAAGCUGAAGAGCUGGUAAAACAUGACUGUGCCCUUGAAGCAUUGGCCACAACACUUGUCUUUUUAUUGAGCCUAUAAUUCACCUGUGACUGCCUGGUGAUUUAUGGCAGUUAGAAGGGAUGGGACUAUGGAUAUUGCUGAUGGCUGUUGUGGCCAGCAAAAGUGUGUGUGUGUGUGUGUGUGUGUGUGUGUCUGCUGUGGGGCAUGCAGGAGGGGGGAUAGGCUACAGCUGGAAGUAUAUAACCCAGUUGGGACUAACAGAGCAUGUACAAGUCUUCUUUCCACCUGAGGACCACCGUGCGAAUCAGAUCCACUUCCAGCAACAGCGUCCUGUAGUGAUGAAGUGUAACCAUCUCCUGUCCUGGGCCUUCUUGCUCGUGGCCUCUGGCCCACUGCUGGCCCACCCCAUCACAGACUCUGCAGAGAUGCCCUAUCCAGGACCUGUAUCAGUGGAGGACGGAGGAGUCGGCGCCCUGGAUGAUCUGUCUCUCUCUGAGCAAACCUUCCCUCCUCAGGAUGGCGGGCUCAGAUAUUCCACUCUAAUAUCUGGGGAGUUUAACCGAGAUGGUGUCAGAACAGGCCUGCUUCCCAGGGGGAUGAAAAGAGAGGUCCUAUUGGAGAAACAGAGUCUCCUAAAUCCUUUCAGCCAUGUGCUGGGCAUCCGGAAGCAGUUCAGGAAGCGAGCAGGGAAUUCUGAGUGUUUCUGGAAGUACUGCGUCUAAAACUGUAAACAGACAUUGAUGCUACACAAGGGACAGGGCUUGCACUAAAACAAAGAUACAUAUCUUGCACUCACAUUAAAACAUGCAGACAAAAUAAGAAACAUCAUACUGGUAUAUACUGUAUGUGCACAUAUACAUGCCCAGGUGCAUGUACUCACACAUACACACUCACAUACAUAAGCGCUGUCAGUAUUUGUUCACAAAAAGAACAAUGCCAUAGGUAUGAUUGAGACAAGUUGCCUGGGGACUUUAUGGUCAUUUAUUGAAAUAUCUUUUAUGUUGUGUGAAACUAUAUUUAUGUACACACAUUUGUUAAAAUUCCUUGGUUGUCUAAUG